GGCUCAAGGGGACCUAUUUCCAGCCAAGGGCGAUCAAAUAAAAAAAAAUACAAUUGUUGCAAGGCAUAAGUCACCUAAUAAUCACAGUCAUUGUUCUACCUUCCACUAGUGACAUAUUACUGGUUAGUGUCCCUGGGUUGGAAAAUGGUGGCUUCUUUGGCUUGCUUAAUCCAAUGUUUGGAAAGAACAAUUUCUCCAGAUAGAAAUAUAUUGGCAGAAGCCCAGUUAGUUUUGGAACAGUGUGUUCAGGAAAAUGUGGGCCAAUUUAUUUCCAACAUGUCUAUUGUGCUUGCUGAUUCGAAAAAUUCGCCUGUUGCUCGCCAAGCAGCUGGUCUCCAACUGAAAAACUGCUUGACCGUCAGAAACGUGUCUCUAAAGGAAGAGCAUCACAGACGAUGGCUAGCACUCCCACUUAAAACUCGCAAAGCCAUACGUGAACGUUUGAUUUCAGCUUUGGGAACCGAAAAUGUUUAUCCGAGUUGUGCCGCACAGUGUUUAGCUUGCAUCGGAGCAGCUGAACUUCUGUCUUCAGAAACCGAAACAUCUUCCGAUACUACAUCUUUGGGCGACCUUCUUUCGGUUCUGGCUAACCUUAUUGGUCAAACAGCUAAUGAGCAUUGUAAAGAAGCAGCUUUAGAAGCAUUGGGCUACGUUUGCCAGGAAGUGAAUCCAAACGUUCUCAGCAAUUUUUACACUUCUAUUUUGACUCCCGUAUUAAAUUCCAUGAUAAACAACAAAUCAACAAAAAGGAUUCGUCUAGCUGCCGCUCGUGCACUGCUCAGCUCGUUGGAAUGCAUCCAUCCUCAGUUUGAGACAGAGGGGGGUCGAAACAUAAUCAUACAAGUUACGUGUGAUGCAACACAAUCGCGAAUUGCGGAAGAAUCCGUGAUUUCGUUAGAAAUUUUGGUAAAAAUUGCUUUUUUCUACUAUCAGCACUUGUUGGAUUACAUGGAUCAAGCCAUCGUGCCUAUCACUCUGAAUGCCAUUGUGUCGUCCGAUUCAAAUAUCGCAAUGCAAGGCAUAGAAUUUUGGUCAUCUGUAGCAGAAAUUGAGCUUAAUUUGGCUUCUGGGGUCUAUGACCCCACGUUUGCGGUUCCAAAAUCAUGUCAAUAUACAGAAAAGGCAUUGCCUAAGCUAGUUCCCAUACUGAUGGAGGCACUUGUGACUUGGCAAGAUUUGUCCAACGAUAUUGACGAUUUGGAAGACUGGACACCGUUCAAGGGAGCAUUUUCGUGCUUGAUGUUUCUUGCGCAAUGCUGUCCGAAUAUCAUUGAUCUUUACAUUAUUCCAGAAGUUAGCAACCGCAUUAAGCAUUCUGAUUGGCGACAACGUCAUGCAGCACUGUGGGCAGUUAUUGCCAUUAUAGAAGAAAUGGGUACAGAGAAAGCUUAUGAAAAUCUUUUACCGUUGAUGGCACCUAUCUGGGAGUUGACAGAUGAUAAAAAAAGUGACAAAGUUCGUUAUGGAUCUCAUGUACUAUUGAAUCGAAUCUUUGAACUUUGCCCUGCUUUGAUUCCUAAAGCUCUUCGACCAUUAAUUAACGGGUUGCUCGAACAUUUGGAUGACAACAAGGAACAAGUUGCCGCUGCAACUUGCAGAAGUUUAGCCUCGCUAGUUAAAGUUGUCUUUAAACUAGUAUCAGAGAAAAAAGAUGGGGGAAAACCCUUGACGUUUUCCUUGUCUCGUUACUAUAAGGAAAUUACUGAAAAACUCCUGAAAUGUGGCGAAAUGUCCAGUGAACACCUGCAAUUUGCUGCUUACCAAGCGCUGGCAGACAUACUUGUAAGUUCACCUCAUGAUUGCUAUGGCAUUGUCAAGAGUACUAUUCAAACUUUACUCCGAAAAAUUCAAAACUUGGAGGAUACGACAGGACAGCAAUAUGUCAUGUAUGGAACGUUAUCGCGAGCACUAGCUCGCUUGGAUCUAGACGAAAAUGCAGUCCCAUUACGCCAUGAAUUUAUGUCUAGCCUUUUAUCAGUUCUAGAAGCCGGAGUGGUCAAAGAAGAAAUUUUUUUAGCAACCUCUUGCGCUAUUUCGUUAUUGGGUCCUACAGAAUUGAAAGUGCACUUGCCAUCACUAACAACUUAUUUCAAAUUAGCAGUUGGGUUGCCGGACGUUCUCCCUCUAAUAGUAGGCCUAAUUGGCGAUCUUUUUCGAGUUCUUGGAACUGAGUCCUUACCAUACUUGGAUUAUUAUUGGACGACAAUAAUCGAUUUACUAAACCAAAAAGAUAUACCUACAAAGUUACGUUCGGAUUGCAUAGCAACAUUGAUGGAUAUGGCCAAUUCUGUAGGCGUAUUACAUUAUCAACCAUACAUAGCCCCUACAUUGAAUCAGCUUCAGAACAUUGCAGGCAUCACUGUCAAAAACGAUACGGACCAUGAAGAGAUCCAGGAGAAUACAUUAAAACUGUACACCGUCCUUUUUAGCUACACCUGUGUUGACCAAGAGUUCGGUCAACUUGAACAAAAUCUAAAACUGGAAUGUUCUUCUCGCCUUUUAUUGAUGCAUGAGUGCCUCAAGAGUGUUUCAAAGUUCAUGGAGGACAUCAUCGACGAAGAAACUUCGGACAUAGUCAUAAUAGCAGGUGGCAUUCUUGUUAGCCUCGUCAUCGCUAGAUUGGGUGCCGCCAAAGCUAAUACACAUACUUUGAGUUAAACUUGAACGCUAGUUGGUUACUAAACGCUGCACUUCAUUGUGCGAAUUCCUUCGAAUUCAGCAGUUAUGAAUGCAGUCAAAUCUGCAAGUCUGCACUAUCUGAACUAGAAGAUUAUAACAUUGUAAAACGAUUAAUUCCUAAUUAAAUUUUUGUCAUAUGUCUUUGCUGUAAAAUAGAUAUUCAUAAGGUUAUAAUGUAUUUAAAUUAAGAUCAAAGUAAAACGCAUUAAAACGCAUUCUCUGGGUUAGUUUUCAUUAACCUGGAGUAAUUAAUGCUACCGAAUAUUAUUUUAAUGGUCUACACGGAGGCUAUGAACGGGCAAGCUCCUUGAUUGCGUUCUGGCUAUGACGAACGGCAAUGAGGUAAACAAAGUUACUUCCUACAUGGUUGCUGUUUUCGGUAAUACAAAUAGACUUGCACCAUAAAUCGCCAUGUGGUAUAUACAGCAUUCCAUUGACCUGGACAUGGAAGCUUAUAUAAAUAUCCUAUCACAACAAAGGAAACUCGAUAACAAAUUAAGACGAUAAUGGGGAAGUCAAUCUGUAAUUUAACCUUGAGUUUGUGACUUUUGCCUGAAACCCGAUUGUAUCUAACGUCAUUUUAACUUUUCUGUUUCUCUAACAGAAACAAUUUCAUCCGAGACCUGUGUAUAGCAAGUUGCACCAGCAUUUCACAGCAACAAGAGCUUUUUUAAUAUCCAGGUCCCUUAUGCAAUACGUUUUUUUCCCUCGAAUUUCAUUUAUGCUAUUUUUGUUUUCAAUCUCCGUCAGUACAAGGACGAAAGUUUUAUUUUCCUGCGUCAACGCCGGAUUGCAUGGGUGUAUAAAUGCAAGAUGUACGAAUGAUUGAUAUCUGUGCGCAUCGUUUGGAUUGGGUUCGGAGUCCGAAAAAUAGUGUUUUACAGUGCUGAGGAAUACUACAAUUGUUCAUCCGACAGGUAUAAGAAACAAACAUUCCAUCCGUCUUUUGGCUGUGUCAUACAACGUCAUCCAUUUCACGGUCAAGGAAAUGACGGCUGGCCGUAUUACAAAAACAAGUUUUAAAUAACGUUGUGCUUUCAGUACGAUAAACAUAGGUUUCUCGAGACAGCGGCACGCACGCAGAAAUUGCGUGCCGCGUGUAAGGGAGCAACCACCUUGUAUCAAUGUAGGAAGAAUCGAACACCACGGGUUUCGGUCAAUUUGGAAAACAUUCCUUUAAUGGAAUAACAUUAACAAACAUGAAUUAUUAUUCAUUACGACCUCUCGUUUAUAUCAGGCGCAUCAAAAUUUCUUUAUAUUCAGCUUUAAUUGUAACCUUACGGUACGGAAUAUUUCCUCAUCAGUUGGCCCGUACGAGUGCCUGUUCCCUGGGUUUUUUACGAAAAUAGGAGGAUCUGGUUCGGCAAUCAAGGUUUGGUUCUUGCCUGGAGCAUAGUUUUGUGACCAGAAUUUGCCUGCCGACGUGACUUGUUUGACUGGGAAUGUUUACCUGUUGAGUUGGAGUUGCACCUAUCCGCCAAAGCAACAUAAAAGAGCAUGAAUUUGAAGAACAACAACGCAGCAAACCUGCAGUCGUGGCUAUAUUAAGGUGUCAAGUGCCAUCAGUUGCUCAAAUAACAACCUCGCUCAGUUCGAGAAAGCAUCUCCUUCACUCACCAACGCGCAAGCUUUUCAACAUGAAGUACUUGGUAAGCUUAAUCGUUUUGAUAGCUGUCGUCUCGGUGGUGAAUUCCCAGUCCACAGCCAAACCUGCAGCUUCCACAACGAAACGUACUGUGGCAACCACUGCUAAACCUGGGGCAUCCACCACUAGACGAACAGUAACUACCACCAGACGCCCAGGCACCACCACGAGACGUUCAGCCGCUACCACCCAAAGAGGGGUGACAACUACCAAACCGAGGACUACAACCGUCAGACGGACAGGCAGCUCAACAACAAGGCGUGCAGUCACAACAACUAGGCGUCCUUCCUCGACCACCAGACGCGCGGCAACGACGGCCAGACGUAGCAGCACCACCACGAAACGUGGCACCACGACAAGCGGAAGGGUAGGGAUGAGCACAACUAAACGCAUGGCCACUACCACUAAACGCGCAGCUACCUCUGGUUAAGCGCCUGUUUUUCAUAUUAUUAGACCUGUGCACGUAUACUAGCCAGGCACCAUUGUUUACUGGGUAACCCAUCAGGUUGUCUGUUAAUCUAUUCUGAAAACAAAAUUUUUUAAAAUUGGUAUUGUUAUUUAAUAAAUGUGAUCGGCGGUAAA
Molecule: messenger RNA, 4906 nt
Organism: Daphnia magna
Lineage: Eukaryota; Metazoa; Arthropoda; Branchiopoda; Diplostraca; Daphniidae
Product: importin subunit beta-1
Exons: 16
Coding region: 145-2658 (837 amino acids)
Biological process (GO): protein import into nucleus
Cellular component (GO): nucleus; cytoplasm
Molecular function (GO): nuclear import signal receptor activity; small GTPase binding
Source: RefSeq, a predicted model, not a curated record